Messenger RNA from Caenorhabditis briggsae, 297 nucleotides. The record is from RefSeq and is a predicted model, not a curated record. The transcript has 3 exons. NCBI's taxonomy places the organism in Eukaryota, Metazoa, Nematoda, Chromadorea, Rhabditida, Rhabditidae. Bases 1 to 297 code for a protein of 98 amino acids.
AUGGGCAACAACGCCAGUUCGUUGUCCGAAUUGAACCUCUUCUCGAAAGGCGGAGUCUUUACGAGAGAACAAUUAGAUGAAUAUCAGGAUUGCACAUUUUUCACAAGGAAGGACAUCAUUCGACUUUACAAAAGGUUCUAUGCACUCAAUCCACACAAAGUGCCGACGAAUAUGCAAGGCAAUCGACCUGCAAUUACGACGUUGACUUUUGAAGAAGUGGAGAAAAUGCCAGAGUUGAAACCUUUCGACUCUCUUCCUCAGUUGACAAGUGUUAUCAAAUACAAGAACUUUUGCUAA